AUGAGUUUUCCUUCUUCUGCAGUCGUGGUGCUAUAUCGCAGCUGGGCGCGUCAGUCAGUCUGCAGGAAGCAUGCGCUGCUUCGCUAUAUGAGCCAUAGCUCGGAGGUGCAUGCCAAAGAGCAAUCAUACGCGAAAAGCACGGGGCAUGCUCCACAGGACGUUGUAACCUUCGAGUCCCUUGGAGUGCGCACACCAAUUGCGGCGUCUCUUCGUGCUGCAUUCCCCCAUGUUCAGCAACCCACGACAAUGCAGCGCAAGCUGAUAUCCGGAGUGGUGGGUAAACAGGAUAUCCUCUUGCAGGACUUCACGGGUACUGGAAAGUCAUUCGGAUUGCUACUCGGACUUUUGAGCAAACCAAGGAUAUCUAGAUACGAUCCGGAAAAGGGAAAGGACAAUGCAACAAAAGGCAUUACGACUCUCCUGAUCGUCCCCCACCGUGACCUCGCCUACCAAUUUUUGCACUGGUUACACCACAUGCUAACGUCUGCCGGUGAACCUGCUCCAUACUCGCUCGCUUCGAUUGCACAGGUGCUAGUGCGCGGCUCACCACCGGAAAACCUCAAAAACUCAUCUCCUCGGAUCCUUGAGGCGAUCGUGAACCCAUCGUCGUCUGGAAUAUCCGUGCUCCGAGAAUAUCCUCCGCAUAUACUCAUUGCCACGCCAACUGCGCUUAUAGACGUACUUCACAAGGAGCCCGAAGUACUUCAGUUGUCCACGUUAACGACUGUCGUCGUUGAUGAGGUGGACUCGCUUCUACAAGUGGUGCCCCAGAAAGGCUCAAAGCAUGCCAGAGAAAAAGCGGAGCGGUUAAAUGAAAAACACCCUCCUAUUUUGAAGACUGUACUGGAUGUACUCUAUACGAAUACGAAAACUAGUAGUUCGCAACUACGAAAGCGUCUUCUGGAGAUGAAGCUGGCCCCAAUUCAUCGGCCGCAGCUUAUCAUGCUCAGUGCAACGAUGCGAAAUAGGUUGAGGACAGCUUUCUUUGGCACUUACGGAUGGUUCAGAAGCGGGCAAGUGCUCAAGCUUAUCAAGGCUUCGUCCAGUUCGCGUGCGGCUCACGGUCUUAACCGCACGAUCACACACCAUAUUCUUGUCGUUUCACAGGAUGGUUCUGUGAAAAAUAUAGCUGGUGCGCGCAAACCACGAGCCCUUGCACCGCCGGACUCCUCUGGGACUGCAAACUCUUAUGUGGAGGACGAAGAAGAAGAAGAGUUUAUUUUUGAUGAAGACGAUGAGGCACUGCUCGUUGAUGAUACUGACACGGACAUGCUGCAAGCUCCUCCUGUUUUCACUCCAGGGAUGCUUGAGGCUGUGGCAUCUGCAUUCGCUCUGGACGUACCAAACAUCGCGCUACUUGUGGUACCUGCAACGACAUCCGUCCGACGGGUUAUUUUCGAGCUGAAUCAACUCGGUGUGAAUGCCCACGGUCUGGAUCUCGUGGACAAUGAGGCCGGUCGCGUACACCUUCUAUCUAAGAACAGCGAUAUUCCGGAUGAGAAUCCCACAUUGCUUGUAUCGACCCUCGCAACGACCCGAGGGAUCGAUUUUCCUGCGCUGACCCACGUUUUUCUCCUUGGACUUCCGGAAGGACGCGCGGGAGACGUUUACCAGCAUGUCGCAGGGCGAGUUGGUAGGUUCGGCCGGCAAGGCAAAGUUAUCACAGUCUUGGAGGGACGCCGGGAGGAUGAAGGAAAGAAAGGCAAGGUUUCGGUCAGGGAUGAUUCAAGAAAGAUGGAGAUGACGUUGAAGAAACUUGGCAUUCCAGUUACAAAGGUAGAACAUUUUGACUGACAGAAGAAGCGCGGGGUAGCGUGCCCGUCGGUACACGUGCUACGGUACAUUAGAUAUUCCUAGGUAAACGGCGUUGUAAACCGUAGUAGUCGGAUGAACGUUGGACGAGGCUCGAGCUGGUCUAGGUGAACAUGAGGAUUGAUGUGGCGUACUUGGUUAACGGCGUGGGUUGCUCGGAUCGAGUCCAAAUAGGUCCAUAUGGCAUGAUGUAACCUUGG
This is a messenger RNA of Suillus paluster, 2012 nucleotides long. RefSeq names its product P-loop containing nucleoside triphosphate hydrolase protein. The record is from RefSeq and is a predicted model, not a curated record. The transcript is spliced from 3 exons. Gene Ontology annotation, molecular function: RNA helicase activity; ATP binding; RNA binding. The coding region runs from base 1 to 1794 and encodes 597 amino acids. NCBI's taxonomy places the organism in Eukaryota, Fungi, Basidiomycota, Agaricomycetes, Boletales, Suillaceae.